Messenger RNA from Pelecanus crispus (Dalmatian pelican), 1924 nucleotides. The record is from RefSeq and is a predicted model, not a curated record. Lineage: Eukaryota; Metazoa; Chordata; Aves; Pelecaniformes; Pelecanidae.
AUGGCGCAGCAUGACUUUGCUCCAGCCUGGCUUAAUUUUCCUACUCCACCAUCAUCAACAAAAGUCACUUCUGCUCCUUUACAGUCAUCACUGAACUUUGAGAAACAUUCUGAAAAUUUUCCGUGGACAGAGAAUCGUUAUGAAGCAAAUCGCAGAAGACACAACUCCUCAGAUGGGUUUGAUCCUAACAUUGGACGGCCUAAUGGAGGACAUUUUGGGAGAAAAGAGAAGAAUGGUUGGCGUUCACAAGGCAGAAAUGGUACGGAAAAUAUAAACCAUCGUGGAGGAUACCAUGGCGGAGGUUCCCGCCCUCGUGCCAGUGCUUUCCACUGUGGAAAAGGCCAAGGACUGCAUGAAAACAAUGUACCUGAUAAUGAAACUGGGAAAAAGGAAGAUAAAGAAGUACCGAAACAGUUUGAGGCUGAGGAUUUUCCAUCUUUGAACCCUGAAUAUGAGAGGGAACCAAACCAGAAUAAAUCUUUAGCUGCAGGUGUGUGGGAAUACCCUUUGAAUCCUAAAUCUAGAUCUCCGAGAAUGCUGGUCAUUAAAAAGGGCAGUACAAAAGAACUGCAGAUAUCUGGAUUCCCAGUAGUAGGAAGUCUUCAUUCACAGCCAGUAAGGAACGGAACUGGCACAAGUGUUUAUAAAGGAUUAGUCCCUAAACCUGUGACUCCACCCGCAAAGCCUACACAGUGGAAAAGCCAAGCAAAAGAAAAUAAACUUGGGAAUCCACUUCCUCAUGAAUCUGCAUAUGUUGGCAAUUUCAGUCCUUUUAAAUCAGCUGCCAAGGCGUUUACUGUAUCACAAAAUUCAGUGAAAGAGUGUAAUCGGUCAAAUUCAUCCUCCCCUGUUGACAAAGUUGGUCAGCCUCGUUUAACAAAAUUGGCAAGAAUGAGGACUGAUAAGAAGAGUGAAUUUUUGCAAGCGUUGAAAAGGGAGAGAGUGGAAGAAGAACAUGAAGACGAGAAUCAUGCUGGGCAAGAGGAAGAUGAUGAGUCCUUUAACUUGCAUAACAGCAACAGUCCUCAUCAUGAGAGAGAUAUAAACCGAAACUUUGAAAAUGAAAUUCCACAGGAGAAUGGCAAUGCUUCAAUUACAUCUCAACAAAUCAUUCGAUCUUCAGCUUUCCCUCAGGCAGAUGUUCUUUCAAGCUCACUUGAGGCAGAGCAUAGGUUGUUAAAGGAGAUGGGCUGGCAGGAAGACAGUGAAAAUGAUGAAACAUGUGCUCCACUAACAGAGGAUGAGAUGAGGGAGUUCCGAGUCAUUAGUGAACAGUUACAAAAAAAUGGCCUUCGGAAAAAUGGCAUUUUGAAAAACGGCUUCAUUUGUGAUUUUAAAUUUAGCCCCUGGAAAAACAGCACUUUCAAACCUGCUCUGGAGAAUGAGGAUUCUGAGACAAGCAGCAGUGAUACAUCAGAUGACGAUGAUGUGUGAAGACUUCUGUAACAUCUAUAGAAGCCUGUUUUGAUCUCAUGAAAAUUUGGGGAUGUGUUGUCCUGAAAAAAUUUCUAAUUUAUGUAGUAACAUACCCACUAGAGGAAGAAUGAUGGGACUUUUCUCUGAAGAAUGUUGUGUUGGGUGUGUUGAAGAUUACUAUAAUUUCUUUGUAAACAAAUGUUGUAGAAUGAGGACUUGGGUUGAGCCAGCAUUGACUUUCCUCAUCACUGAAGCAUUUCUGACUAGCAAUGUGACAAUGUAACAAAUCAGACUUUCUCAUUUAAUAAUAAAAACAAAGAAUUGUGUAAUGUCUUGCAAAGCUUCUGUCUUAAAAUGUCCAAGUCUAUAAGGAAAAAAAGGGCAGCUUGACACAGUGUUUUGCUUGCCAAGUCAUUUCUUUCUUACAAUGGAAAUCCUUGAGUCCACUUUGUACGCAAAAAGGGCAAUGUAGCAUGUUGGCUAAAAUGAACAAAGUGCACUAAAACUC